UCUAAUAAUAAUACUGAUCCUCCGAUCAAACCACAUAUUCGACUCGUACCCAACGUUGGACUUUCCAGUCGAAGCUUUGUCUUUGAUGUGAUCGACAAAGAGCUUGAGCCAGGAAUCCUCUAUCGCAUUGGCCGAUUUUCAGAUCGAAAUACAAUUGAUCAGCGACUUUCUUUCAAAAGUAAAGUGGUGAGUCGUAAUCAUGCGGAAAUAUGGUCUGAAAAUGGAAAGAUCUUUAUUAGAGAUAUUGGAUCCUCCAGUGGCACCUUCGUCAACCGCCUGAGACUCAGUCCACCCAGCCAUGAAAGUCAACCACAAGAGAUCAAAGAUGGGGACACAAUACAAUUGGGCGUUGACUAUCAAGGCGGUGUCGAGCCUAUCUAUCGUGCAGUACGUAUCCGCAUCGAGAUCAAUCGUGCUGAACAACAUUCGAGUCCAUUUACCCGUACAGCAUUUGAACAGCUACGCAAUCAGCUCAUUGCGAGCCACGGAGGAGAAAAAGUAGGUGAAGACGUCCAGGAGUGCUGCAUUUGUCUCUAUGCCAUCGCCCCAUUCCAAGCUCUCUUUGUUGCUCCUUGUUCUCAUGUUUUUCAUUUCAAAUGCCUUCGCCCAAUCGUGUUCCAAAACUAUCCAGGAUUCUCAUGCCCGCUAUGUCGAAACUACUUUGAUUUGGAAGCCAGUGUG
This is a messenger RNA of Rhizopus microsporus ATCC 52813, 681 nucleotides long. RefSeq lists its product as uncharacterized. The annotation marks the transcript as partial. Gene Ontology annotation, molecular function: ubiquitin protein ligase activity; protein binding. The transcript has 2 exons. The record is from RefSeq and is a predicted model, not a curated record. Gene Ontology annotation, cellular component: ubiquitin ligase complex; mitotic spindle pole body; cytosol. Lineage: Eukaryota; Fungi; Mucoromycota; Mucoromycetes; Mucorales; Rhizopodaceae. Gene Ontology annotation, biological process: mitotic spindle assembly checkpoint signaling; protein ubiquitination; ubiquitin-dependent protein catabolic process.